Molecule: messenger RNA, 3747 nt
Organism: Athene cunicularia (burrowing owl)
Lineage: Eukaryota; Metazoa; Chordata; Aves; Strigiformes; Strigidae
Gene: FBXO7
Product: F-box protein 7
Exons: 10
Coding region: 3-1520 (505 amino acids)
Biological process (GO): positive regulation of autophagy of mitochondrion; autophagy of mitochondrion
Molecular function (GO): protein kinase binding
Source: RefSeq, a predicted model, not a curated record
CCAUGACGGGCGCCCGGAGGAGGGGGCAAGAGCGGCCAGAGGCAGGGGGCGCCCCGAGUCCUGAUACUGAGUUUUCAAUAACACUGAACAGAAAAGAUGCUCUUAUAGAAGAUCAGAAGACAUUAGCUUCAUAUGGGAUUGUUUCUGGUGAUUUGAUAUGCUUAUUACUACAAGAAGCAGAUGGACAACCCAACCUACUAUCUCCUUCUUCUACUCCUCCCCCACUUCAGAAUGGUCAGGAGCCGUCCAUCUUGAUUCCCAGCAAAAGUCAGGCCAAGAGCCCAAAAGAAGAAGGGCAUAAUGAGCAAGUUGACAACCAGAAAUCUCAGGUGGACGUUCAAAUGAGUGACAAGAGAGCAGGAUCCAGCCUAGAAUUUCCUUCUGGAUUAGUCUCGGAAGAUGUUGACCUGGAAGAAGGUACAGGUUCCUAUCCCUCUGAACCCAUGCUGUGCAAUGAAGCUGCUGAUGGUGAAAUACCCCAUUCCUUAGAGAUGCUCUACCUUUCUGCUGAGUGUACCAAUGCCACUGAUGCCUUGAUCGUUCUAGUACAUCUUCUCAUGAUGGAGACAGGCUACGUACCUCAGGGGACAGAAGCCAAGGCAGUGUCUAUGCCAGAGAAGUGGCGAGGUAAUGGUGUUUACAAGCUACAGUAUACGCAUCCACUUUGUGAAGAAGGUUCUGCUGGUUUGACUUGUGUGCCUUUGGGAGAUCUUGUUGCUAUUAAUGCAACUUUAAAAAUCAACAAAGAGAUUAAAGGCAUUAAGAGAAUACAGCUAUUGCCAGCAACCUUUGUUUGCUUUCAGGAGCCAGAAAAGGUUGCAGGUGUUUACAAAGACCUUCAGAAAUUAUCCUGUCUCUUUAAAGACCAGCUGGUUUACUCUCUUCUGGCUGCUGCCCGACAAGCUCUGAACUUGCCAGAUGUAUUUGGGUUAGUGGUCCUUCCUCUCGAGCUCAAGCUUCGGAUUUUCAGACUUCUGGAUGUCCGUUCACUUAUCUCUCUUUCUGCUGCUUGCCGUGAUCUUUACGCAGCUUCAAAUGACCAGCUUCUAUGGAGGUUUAUGUAUUUGCGAGAUUUCCGAGAUCCUAUUGCAAGGCCUCGUGACACAGACUGGAAAGAACUAUACAAGAAAAAGUUGAAACAGAAGAAGGAGGCCCUGAGAUGGAGGCACAUUCUAUUUCUGCCCCCUACACCUCAUCCAAUCCCCUUUCAUCCCAACCCAUUGUAUCCUAAUCCCUUUCCUCCCAACCCAUUCCCGUCAAACCCAAUCUAUCCCCCAGUGAUCAUUGGUGGAGAAUAUGAGAGACCAACACUUCCAUAUGUUGGAGACCCAAUUAACUCACUCAUUCCUGGCCCAGAAGAAGCACCUAGACAGUUUCCUUCAUUCAGACCACAUUUUGACCCAAUUGGUUCCUUGCCUGGAGCAAACCCUACACUUCCAGGACGAGCUAGUCCCAGUGACAGGUUUCCAUCUAGGCCCAGCCGGGAUCGCCCCAUGGACGUUCGCCGUGUGUUCAUUUGAUUGCUGCUUUUUCCUUCACCAUUUCUGGGAACAGUGAUCUCUGUGUGAGAUACAUUAAUUUUUGUGGUGCCAAUGGUACUCACAUUACCAGUGCCUUGAAGACAGUCAUGUUGCUUGCUCUGCUGAUAUGCCCCAUGCUGCUCUGGAGUUGGGCCUUCUCUGCUGUGAAGACAACCUUGUCAUACUUCUGCCAGGCUGAUGCCACGGGUUCUGUUUAUUCUGGAUUUUGUCAUUUGAAUGUUUGCUUUUGAAGAAAUGAAUUCAGCCUUCUUACAGAUACACCACUAAGUAGUCUGAAGAUACACCUUCCCUUUCUUGAUUCACACUAUAGUAAAGGUAUUGUGAGCCAAAGGUAAAGGAGCAUGACUUACUCUGAACUGUCAAGUUCGCUGAAGAGGAGUUCUGUUUAUUCAUAAAGCAAGACAUGAAAUAUAAAGUUAAUAUCUCAGGAUCAACAGUAUAAAAUUAGAAGACAAAACAGGAGAUAUUUGAAAACUAGUUGCUUGUUUAUUUCUAUUUUCCGAAGUUAGGUAUGUGUGUCAUUAUAAUUUUUAAAUGCUAUAGAAGUGAAAUCACAAAAGACGAAAUGCCUGAAGAUGGGCAUUUUUUACCUGUAGUGUUCAUCUGUAUCCAGCACUGUUAGAGUUGCUACUAACAUUCACAUGAAAUAAGGAACUGUUGUCCUUGGCUUUUCUAUUUAUUGUUUUAUCAUAUUUGUGAAACUUAAACCAGAUAUUCAGGUAUUAUGUACCUGCCUGUGGUUAGUGAAACAGGAGAAAAUACCGCUGCAGUUAUGAGGAGGACUAUUCCUCUGAACCUCAGCUUUAUACAAGACUUAGUUGCAUAGGAACAUAAGUGACAGUCCUCUUGAAUACCACAUUCUAGAUUUUACAAGAAAGUCAAGAUGUUUCUCAGUCUGUAUCUAAACAGCAAAAUGUAAACUAAUUUUCCAGAUGGUGGAUAUGAGUGGGUGUCAUAGCUGUGUCCCAGGUGCUUGGGCUGGAUCCAAACACACAAAUCUAUUUGUUUCCUCUCUUGUGUGUGAAGAAAAUUGAAGCAUGCAGGACAGAAGGGAGAUUCUGACCAGGUGCUCAGUUUUCACAGCUGUGUGAGAAAGAUCCCAAGGCAUGUCUACCCUGUGAUUUAAAUGUAACUUUUGUUCACCGACUUUUCUGUUGCUUUCUUACUGCUCCUAACUUCAGCUGCUGUAUUUAGAUACCUAAGUACCUCUGGUGUAUACCUUAGUUCCUCAUUCAUAUAAAUGGAGAAUGUACUCCUUGUAUUCCCUCUCUCUCGCUUUGUUAGACUGUAGGGAUUUUGGAAGAGAAACCCCGUACAAAGGUGGUAACCUGAAUAUAUGAUGGUGAAUUGCCUGCUAGCCACAGCUUUUAGUGUGUGAGCAUCAUUGUUGUAGAUUGAAGUGUACUGUUGCAGCAUUUAUAGGACAAAGUAUAGAGUUUCAUCAUUUUAACUUAUGAAAUCAAUGUUUCUACUAAAUCAUUUCUGUGGAUAGAACUGAAGAUGCUUUUCAGGAACUAUUGGAGUAACCAAGUUAAGCUGAGAGUGAGUGCCUGUUGCUUUUACUUGUUUUUGCAAACUGGAGGGGAGAUGUCAUUCAGUUUGCUUGUCCCUGGAAAGAUGACAGCUGGGAGCUGUAGGCAGAUGAAGAGAUCUGAGGCACUGCUGGGUAUCAGGUCAACAGUGCUAUCUUUCAUUGUCUGUUGGAGGACAGCCCUGCUGUGUUCAAAUGCAGCAUCAUCAAAUGAUCCAACUGUUGUGGUUUUAGUGAUGAACUGGGGUCAGUUUGUGGGGCUAUGCCGUACUAGUCUCUAGUUGCUUAUUUUUCGUCUAGGUUGUGUUGGUAAGAGAGACAAAAAGAUUCAGGCAAUUAAGCAAUUGAGGAUUCUGGCAGUAAGCUUUUAUUUCUGUCUUUGCAGCUCUGGUGACCACUUAGUAGGGAAAGACAUAAACCAUGCUAAGGAAAGUGUUAGAGAAGGAAAUCCUCUCCCAUCAGGGUUGUAUUAUCUCCUCUCAAUAGUGGAGCCUGUUAAUCUGCUAUUGUUAUGGGACAGUGGGACAGUGCUUGCUCAAGGCCAUUUGUCACUAUUUUAUUGCUCCUGGAGAUUGCAAAGCAUCAGGUUCUGUUUUUCUCAGACAGUGACAUGUAUUUAUGAUGCUACAUUGUAAACUGCUUAGCAAACCUGGAAGGACAACACAGAAUUGAAAA